Pseudoliparis swirei is the source of this 2185-nucleotide messenger RNA. Its product is annotated as glomulin-like. Gene Ontology annotation, molecular function: ubiquitin-protein transferase inhibitor activity. The transcript has 18 exons. Bases 150 to 1943 code for a protein of 597 amino acids. Gene Ontology annotation, cellular component: cytoplasm. Lineage: Eukaryota; Metazoa; Chordata; Actinopteri; Perciformes; Liparidae. The record is from RefSeq and is a predicted model, not a curated record.
CUCUCUUUCCCUCUUUCUCUCCCUCGCGUCACCAGGAGAGCCGCACAUUUCAUCAUUUAGAUUCCGCUGUAUCUGGUUCUUAUAGUUGCCGUCGGCCUCUAUUGUGGAGCCUUGAAUAAAGACAUCCAAUAGGAUUGCCUGCGAGGGCGAUGGAGACACCGAUGACCAACGAAGACCAGGUGAAGGACAUAAUCCACCGAUGGCGAAAUACCCCAGAGGAUAAUUUGAAGCCAGAGGACUACGAGCAGUUCAAGAGUUUAGGAUCUGCCAGUCUCACGCAGGGGGACGGUGCACAACUCCUGGAAUUCCUUCAGGAGGAGAAAAACCAGGGGAUGGUGAGGUCGAUGGGAUGCGUUCUCAUGGCGCCUCUUCUAACCCGAGUGGUUAAAAAGGAGGAGGAGAGUCUCGACCACUGCCAGGCCGCCAUCACACACCUGACCACGACUUGCCGGCCAAAUCCACUCGUGCACAGCUUGCUCGAACUCAUUGAAGACAUUGACCCGGGGGCCAUUUCCGACACCGUGUUAGCCGUCAUCCCGCACCUUCAAACAGUGCUGCUGCAGCUGGACGGCGACAGGAAGGCGGCCUCUGUGGGCUCGGCGCUGAGCGGCCUGCACGGGCAGCUGGCCCGGCUGCCCGUGCCGUACACCCGGCCGCAGGAGGAGGCCGACGAGCACGGCCUGUGCCGCGGCUACGGCGCCCUGGCUGCGCUCGCCCGGCCGUUCGUGGAGGAGGUGAAGGGCGGAAACGGAGACCGCCACGAGGAGGCGGAGCUGAGGACGGAGCUGCUCAAGUUCUGCAUGAGGAGCUUGAGGGAGCCGUUGCUCGAGGCUGAACUGAACCGGGACAGUAAAUCUCCGUUGUGGCUCUUCGCAACCGAGAUAAUGCGCUCGCUGCCUGCGAUCCAAGAGCCCCCGUCGGAGCUCCUGUUCUUCAGCCCUCCGAAGACGAAGAAGAAGAGGAGCGCCCAGCUGGACGGCGCCGAGGCCGAGGAGGCCCGAGCCUGCGCGGCCUACCUGCUGCACGUGCAGCUCAUCGGCAUCGACAGCUUCCCGGCCGUGUUCAGCCCUCUGUUUGUUCUCCAGCGCAACCUGGACUACGUUGGUCAGCUCCUCAGUAGCAAAAAGGAAUCGCACUUGCUUAAAGGACUGGCGCUGUUUGCCAAAAGCUUGGAGCGAGUGCCGGACCACAGCCUCGCCGUGGGUCUGCUGGAGCUGAAGAGCUUCUACAGCGCGCCGCGGAAUCUGAGGGAAGUUCUUACCGACUGCCCGAUGCAGCACUUGAGACAAUCGGGACUCCAGGUCUUCCAGCUCUUCAUCGAUAAGUUAGAUGCCGAAGCGAAGCACAAGUUCUUCAGGUGCAUGUUGAAAACCAGCAACCACGCCGGAGUGGAGAGUUACAUAAUCAAGAACAUCAGGAAUCAAGUUGAAUUUUCUAUGAAGCCGGGGAACGCCGAUAAAAGCUUCCUGGGGGCGGAGCUCCUCCCACUGAUGGGUCUGGUGUUGUGCUUGCCUCAGGGGGCAGAGACCGAUUUGCUCACCAGUAUGGACAGGAUAAUGGAGAGCCUGAAUCUCCUGCGCUACCUCCUGCUCAGAGAAGCAGACCUGAGGAGCACCACAGAUGUGUGGGAAGAGCUGAGCGGGAUCAAAGACGAAUAUCUGACGGUGCUGCGCGUGGGCCUCGGCAUAUCGAGAGGGUGUUACUCCUCUGAACUGAAGGCCCUGAGGGAGGACCGGAAGCUGAAAGCAAGAGAAGCCAGAGAGGCUUCCAGAUCCAGCCGGUUGUUAAAAAGCAUAACGGUGAGACACGAGGAAGGGUCCAACAUGUCCCCAGAGGCCCAGCACCAGGUGCUGCAGAGUGCUCUGGUGACCUUCGACCUGAUGGAGAGUCUGAUCUUCCGGAUCGAAGAGAUCGCAGAGGAGAAGCUGAAGAUCCCAAACUGAAUGCAGGGACCCAAGCGUCACUGAAGGCUGCCGGUUAUUUUGAAGAAGAAAAAAAACCCCACCUUUUUAUUUAUUUUUUAAUGAUAAAAAAAAAAAGCAUAAAACAUUUUUUUAAUGCCGAAAUGUAAAAAAAAAAAAAAAACUGUACUAAUAUUGGAACUUUUUUUUAAAUGGGCUUUUGUGUGUAUUUACCAAGUCGUACUUGUACUGGGUUGGCAUUAAAAAAAAAAGCGAGUGUUUAA